Messenger RNA from Myotis myotis, 7254 nucleotides. It is a transcript of the gene SH3PXD2B, whose product is annotated as SH3 and PX domains 2B. The coding region runs from base 50 to 2785 and encodes 911 amino acids. The record is from RefSeq and is a predicted model, not a curated record. The transcript is spliced from 13 exons. Lineage: Eukaryota; Metazoa; Chordata; Mammalia; Chiroptera; Vespertilionidae. Gene Ontology annotation, molecular function: protein binding; superoxide-generating NADPH oxidase activator activity; phosphatidylinositol binding. Gene Ontology annotation, biological process: superoxide anion generation.
GCCCCCGCCCCCCGCGCCCCGCGCGCGCUCGGCCCCGCGAGCCGCAGCCAUGCCGCCGCGGCGCAGCAUCGUGGAGGUGAAGGUGCUGGACGUGCAGAAGCGGCGGGUGCCCAACAAGCAUUAUGUCUACAUCAUCCGGGUCACGUGGUCCAGCGGCUCCACCGAAGCCAUCUAUCGGCGCUACAGCAAGUUCUUUGACCUCCAGAUGCAGAUGUUGGACAAGUUUCCCAUGGAAGGAGGACAGAAGGACCCCAAGCAGCGGAUCAUCCCCUUCCUGCCAGGCAAAAUCCUCUUCCGACGAAGCCACAUCCGGGACGUGGCCGUCAAACGCCUGAUACCAAUCGAUGAAUACUGCAAGGCCCUCAUCCAGCUGCCCCCCUACAUCUCCCAGUGUGACGAGGUGCUGCAGUUCUUUGAGACGAGACCCGAGGACCUGAAUCCCCCCAAAGAGGAGCAUGUUGGGAAAAAGAAAUCUGGGAGCGACCCGACCUCGGUGGACCCCAUGGUCCUGGAGCAGUACGUGGUGGUGGCCGACUACCAGAAGCAGGAGAGCUCGGAGAUCAGCCUCAGCGUGGGCCAGGUGGUGGACAUCAUCGAGAAGAAUGAGUCAGGUUGGUGGUUCGUCAGCACCGCUGAAGAGCAAGGCUGGGUGCCCGCCACCUGCCUCGAAGGGCAGGACGGUGGGCAGGACGAGUUUUCCUUGGAGCCCGAGGAAGAGGAGAAGUACUCAGUCAUCUACCCGUACACGGCGCGCGACCAGGAUGAAAUGAACCUGGAGAGAGGGGCCGUGGUGGAGGUCAUUCAGAAAAACCUGGAAGGCUGGUGGAAGAUCAGGUACCAGGGCAAAGAGGGCUGGGCCCCGGCCUCGUACCUGAAGAAGAGCAGUGGGGAGCCCUUAUCCCUGAAGCUGGGCCCCGGCUCCCCUGCCCACACGGGCAUCCUUGACCUGGAUGGAGUUUCUCGGCCGCAGAACUUGGGGGGCCGGGAGAAGGAGCCGCUCAGCAGCCAGCGGGACGGCCGCUGUGAAGGCCGCCCAGUGCCGGACGGCGACAUCAAGCAGAGAUCGCCCAAGAUGAGGCAGAGACCCCCUCCUCGCCGGGAUAUGACCAUACCUCGAGGUCUCAACCUGCCCAAGCCCCCCAUCCCACCCCAAGUGGAGGAAGAGUAUUACACCAUUGCCGAAUUCCAGACAACCAUCCCAGAUGGCAUCAGCUUCCAGGCGGGCCUCAAGGUCGAGGUGAUCGAGAAGAACUUGAGUGGCUGGUGGUACAUUCAGAUCGAAGAUAAGGAAGGCUGGGCCCCAGCAACCUUCAUCGACAAGUAUAAGAAGACCAGCAAUGCCUCCAGACCCAACUUCCUGGCUCCCUUGCCCAACGAGAUGGCCCAGCUCCGGCUGGGGGAGGCAGCGAUGGAGAACAGCAUGGGCGGUGAAGCAGGCGGCCCCUCUCGGCCCCUGCCCGAUGCUCCACUCGGUGCCGCGGACCCUGGGAUACCGAGGUCCAAAGACUGGAAGGGCGGAAAGGACGUCCUGAGAAAGGCGUCUCCCGACGUGCCGUGCACAGGCUACGAGGAGAUCUCCGACCUCAACCAGGAGGAGAAGCCCAGCCUCCCUCCCCGGAAGGAAUCCAUCAUCAAGUCGGAAGGGGAGCUGCAGGAGCGGGAGCGGCAGAGGCUGGAGCAGCUCAGGGGCUCCUCGCCCAAGCCUCCGGGCGUGAUUUUGCCAAUGAUUCCAGCUAAACACAGCCCCCCGACCCGGGACGGCAAGAAGCCAGAGCCCAAGCCUGACAAAAGCAAGGUGUUCCAGCUGAAAAAUGAGAUGGGGCUGGAGUGUGGCCAUAAAGUGUUGGCCAAGGAAGUGAAGAAGCCCAACCUCCGGCCCAUCUCCAAAUCCAAAGCCGACCCGCCGGAGGAGAAGCCGGAAGCCGUGCCCCAGAACCCCUUCCUAAAGUCCAAACCUCAGGUGAGGCCGAAACCAGCUUCCUCCCCCAGGAUCGAGGCACCUCAGGGCGAAGAGCAGGUGGAUAUCUGCAACCUCAGGAGCAAGCUCAGGCCCGCCAAGCCCCACGAGAAGCCCUUGCUGGAUGGAGAGAGCAUCCACCAGGCUGUCGGGGGCCAAGACGCGGCCUUCAGCCGCAGCUUCCUCCCAGGGGAGGGGCCUGGGCGCCCUCCGGACAGGACGGGCAAGCAGGACGGGCUCAGCCCCAAGGAGAUACCCUGCAGACCCCCUCCGAAGCCAGCCAAGACCACGGAUCCUGCGCCUAAGAACGUGCCCGUGCCUCUCAAGGAGGCUCCCCAAGAGGCUCCCCAGCAGAGACCCGUGAUCCCGCCCCGCAGACCACCGCCCCCCAAGAAGACCUCCUCCUCACCCAGGCCCCUCCCGGAGCCCAUGGGGCUGCAGCGGGAGGCCAACGAAGGCAGGGCAGCCCCUGCCCCAGGCCGGGCCCUGCUGGUCCCUCCAAAAGCCAAACCUUUUCUGGCCAACUCCUCAGGGGGCCAAGAUGACAUCCGAGGGAGAGGCGGGCUGGGCCCACGGCUGGCGGGCAAGAUGGGAGAAAACAGGGAGAAAACGGCGGCGCCCCCCUUCCCCAAUGCCGACAGCCCGAAGGACCUGUACGUGGCCGUGGCCAACUUCGAAGGGGAUGAAGACACCAGCAGCUUCCAGGAGGGGACGGUGUUCGAGGUCCGGGAGAAGAACAGCAGUGGCUGGUGGUUCUGCCAGGUGCUCAGCGGGGCGCCCUCCUGGGAAGGCUGGAUUCCUUCCAACUAUCUCCGCAAGAAGCCCUAGCCUCCCCGCGGGGAGGUCCCGCGCGUCCCCGCUGGUUUUGCCCACAUAUUUAAUAUGCCUCUUAAUUUAUCAUUCUCCACGUGGCUGCGAAGGAAGGCAGGCUCUGGAGGACUGUGGUUUCCUCCCUCCCGUGGGUGGAGCCAGCCCUGGAGGCGCAGCAGCCACGCCCUGGCUUUCUCUCCACUUGGUAUCCCUGCCUUCAGGCCUGCGGCAUCGCUGCCCGCUUCCCUGCCCACCCGGCGGCAGACCGUGACUCUCCAGGCCUCCAGGAGCGGAACCCACCACGUGGAGAACCUGCAGGAGGAUUUCUCUUUGCUGGGACGGGACCCGGCGCAGUGAGGGGAGCCCGUCCCUGGCAGCCCAUCCGGCCUGUGGCUGCUUGCUCCAACCUCUCCAUGUCUAAAAGCCGGUGACUUUAUUCACCCCCUUUCCCAAAUGCCUGGUACCAAGAAGGACUGUGCCCUAUGGAAGUGGGCUCCGUGGGCUCCUCUCCGAGGCCUCAGGCCCCUGGGCCUCUCAGGUUUGACCAGAUGCAACUGCCCCACGAGUGAGUGGGCCUGGAGGUCCACUUGGCCGGCCCUCUGCCUCCCAGCUUCUGUCUUGGGAACCUGAUCCGUCCUGAAGGGGCAGGUCCAGCCUGGAGCAAGUGCCGGCCUCCGGGCAAUCCCCGCCCCACCCUGGGGCCCUUCGCUUCUGUCCACUUAGAGCAAGAAUCUCCACGUUUGCUUGAAAAAAGAGGACCAUUAACAAGCCAUGCUCCGUUCUGAGCACCCCUUUGCCGAGUAGCCAGUCGGUCCCAAACUGUGUACAAGGCACUUUGCGUUCGUGUUUAACCCUCACAACAACCCUCUCUUGUAAUAUUAUACCCAUUUCAUAGAUGAGGAAACUUGGCGCCGUGUGCCCCAGGCACCCUAGCGAGGAAGAGGGGGAAGAGGACUUGAAUCCAGGCCUGCCUGGCUCCCACCCCUGUGCCCUUUCCGUUGGAAGAGGCAAACCAGGCAGGGGAGGGAGAGAGAGCUGAGGGAGCAGAGGGAGCUGAGGUGGUCUCACAUGCCAGCCUUGAGGGGCCCAGGUGGCUCAAAGACCAGCAGCUGGUUCUCCAUCAGGCUGAGCGUAGCGAGCAGUGGCCCCCUCAGAUGACAGGGCCAGGCAGCGCCUCCUGUCGCUCUGCUGCUGCUUCCCACUCCUCUCUGGCUCUCACAGUCCCCUUCCACACACACACACACACACGCACACGCACACGCACACACACCCCGCACGCUCCCCCUCUCUGUCUCCCUGGAUGGAACCCAGGGCAGUGCUCCCACCCAUUUGAUGGUGUGGUUCACGGCCACGUACGGGACUAGAACCAGGACCCUGGGUUUCCAGCUCCAGGCCCAGAGCUCCUGCCUGUGGGCUGGGCUGCCUGGGGGUGAGAGAGCAGUCCCCCCCACACACACCCCCACCCUGCAGGAGAGGACCUGGCCCUGUCCUGCCCCAGAGGCUCUGAGUCAGUGUUCAUUGGCUGCCAUGCCUUUGGAACCCCAAAGCCAGCUUUCCUGGGGGUGCUCGCUGUCCACCUGCAGUGCCAAAGGCCCUCCCCCACCACCUGGGCUCUGGAUGUGUCUGCGGGAGAAGGAGCCUCCUCAGACCCCAGACCGUCUCCUUCCUUCCGUCCGCCUGUAAGUCCCAUCCCGCCAACCCGGGGGCAGGGCCCAAGGUUACUCCCUGCCCCUGCUCGCCCUUGGCCCCUGCCCAGAACCCUGGGGGGAGAAGGGAGGCAGCUGGAAGAGGGCCACCCCCCUCUUCCCGGCCCCAGAGCACGUUUCCCUGAGUGUUUGCUCCCCUUUGGUUUACGCCACCUUCAUGAAGCUGUUAUGCAGGAUUUGACUACAUUUCAAGACAGAACUCUAAAUUUUUUUUCCUGGUUCCCUUUCUGCUUUCAAAGACCUUUUCAAGCUUUUCCUGAGCUCCUACUGUGUGCCAGGCGCGGGGCAGGCCAGGCUGCGCGCGGCCCCCUGCCGCCCCCUGCCCGGCUGGCUGUGGGAGCUUUGCUUUCCAUUUGCUGACUCCACUGAAGGUGCUUGUCUUUGACCUCAGACCCUCCUCCGGGGAUCAGCCGGGUGAGGAGGGACUCGUUCUUUCUCUGGGCAGAAUGUUUUUCUGCGAAUGAAAGGACUUGCCUUUAUUAUUAUUAUUUUUAUUAUUGUUGUUGUUAUUAUUCUGACGGGAACUGAAGGUACUAAAGCCACUUUCCUCUCUGUUCACUGUUCUUUCCGCGGGAUACACUGGUGUCCCACGGCCCCUCCCUCAGCACCGUUUGCCACAGGGUGGGCACGUCCCCAGCCACCUGGAAGUGGGGGUCUUAGUGGCAGUGGCUCUCCCUCGCUGUCCUUGACUGUGGACUUAGGUUCACACCCUCCAGGACUGUGGCCUCUAUUCGGUGAGCAAUUGACAGAGCAAACGCAGAACUCCCCUGGCGUUCCCGCCACAGUGGGAAUUGGCCUCCGGCUGUAGGAACGGCCCCCACACCAAGCUCCGGCAGGCCCCCGGGGCUCAGACACGCUCCCCGCUUUAGCGUGGCCCUCGAGGUAGCCCUGGGAGGGGCAUGAGGUCAGUCCCAAUCUGUAGUGAGAAAAUCGGGGUUCAGGGGGUGAGGUCGCAUUCCUGUCUUCAUCCAAAUAGUGACAGUGACCGAGCAGAGACGGGACCCCGGGGGUUUUCUCCCUGCGCCCGUGACCUACUCUGCCCCCAGCAGUGAAGUGUGUGUGGGCUUCCAGGGGAGCAGGGGGCCCUCGAGUUUCUCCUCCUCCUGCCCCACGAUGACAGGUCCGUGGGUCACAGGUAAAUGCGACUCUGGAAGGCAGACAAUGACACCGCCACCCCUCUUCCUUCCUGUAUUUCACCCUACAUCUUAGGGUAAAACUACAGCUCGUGGUGCCACCAAAUCUUAGGAAAAUCUGAGUUUGGGGGUUACCGCUUGAUAGAAUAGGCCUUUGCUGAAAUUCUUCCGCUCAGAAUUUCUUUGCCAUUCGGUGGGGUUAUGUCCUUGUCCCGGGCUGAGGCGUGGGGAGGGCUGGAGCCGCUUUUACUACCCUCGCCUUCUGAGGACUCCGAGGGCCCAGUCGGGCUUCCAGCCUUUGUGAGCCCCCGCCACGCUUUCUCAGGCUGUGUUCUCAGCCUUAAAAUAUUCCUGAGCCCACGGGGGAUUUCACUCCCAGGUGGAAGAGGAAAACAAAGGCCACAUUCAAGGGCAAGUGCCCGAUCUCCCAGGGUCUGGAAGACCUUAGGGAUGGGCAGUCUUGUGUUUAUUCAGCCCGUACCAGGUACCAGCACUGAGCGCUCCCGCCCUCACAUAGCUGAACUGGACACCAAGAAAGAGCAGGUCUCGGGCUUGGCCUUCAUCCUGUCCUUGUGCCAAGUCUCUAACUGUUGGGUCCACCCCCUCCUGGGAGGUCUUGCCUUGUCUUGGGACUGUGACAGUGGGCACACAACAGCCUCAGCCAUCCAUGGGCCAUCUUGCGCCCCCUUGGUCAUCCAGGCCCAUCCUUCCGGGCUUUUGCUGCAAGCAGCCAUACCAUGCCAUAGACCAAAGACGACCUAGUGUCAAGUUGUGGCCCAAGGAGUGGUCAUUGGCUCACACAGAGGCCUGAGGGUUCAGCUCCAAACGUAGACACAGUUCUGACUUUGCAGUUAAAGCCAGGAGGUUCCACAGCCCACUCAGACCACCUGCUGAGGACCCUUCCCACCACCGCGACCGUCCGGCUCCGUGGGGUGAUGUUUGUUUCUGGCGCUACCCUGCGGGUUCCUGAGCCCCGCCUCGUGCUUCAACAUUCCAUCCUCCUUCCCCUUUCUACCCUGUUCUCCGGAGGAGGCCUCCCUGGUUCCAACCAGGGACAAGGGGGCUCCAUCUCUCUCCUGGAAGAAGCCAAACCCAGUGCCACAGCCAGCGCUUUUCGGGUCCUCUGUGGACUCGAGGUGCCCUGCCAGGCUUGUUGCAGCAAUAAGCAAUUCUGCGGCCACAGAGGUGUCCACACCUCACCCCUCUGUAUACCUGUCCAUGCCUUUGGGCCCAUCUCACUGUUCAUGGUGCCCCUUUCACUUCCAGGGGGUGGUGAGGAGCAAUGGUCACCUUCGCCACAGCCCCCGUGUCCUGCAUCAGGGAGCAGCCACGUCAGCGGCCAUGCCUACAUCCCUCCAGGAGCAGCGGGCUCUGGCGCCGUUGCCCCGCCACCUCGUGUCCGCUCACAGGAUGAUGCUGGCGAUCUCUGGACACUCAGCACUCCUACACCCUCGGCAAAUGGACAAAUUCUGGUGGUGGUUUUUGUUUUAACACAAAAAAAUACAUGAGGAUAUAUAAUGUGAGGGGGGUGGUGGUGAACAAUUAGCUGUAGCAUGUAUAGACUAUAUACUUACCAUUAGACUUUUUUCUUUCUUUUUUUUUUUUAAUAAAAAAAUAGUGCUUGACUGGUUUCAAGCUUCAUUGUGAA